Messenger RNA from Indicator indicator, 807 nucleotides. It is a transcript of the gene HYLS1, whose product is annotated as HYLS1 centriolar and ciliogenesis associated. The transcript is spliced from 2 exons. The coding region runs from base 1 to 807 and encodes 268 amino acids. The record is from RefSeq and is a predicted model, not a curated record. Gene Ontology annotation, biological process: cilium assembly. NCBI's taxonomy places the organism in Eukaryota, Metazoa, Chordata, Aves, Piciformes, Indicatoridae. Gene Ontology annotation, cellular component: centriole; non-motile cilium.
AUGGAGGAGCUGACAGGACUGGAGGAGCUGACGGGACUGACAGGACUGUACACCCAGCAAGAAGACAGCGAGGAGUGGACACAGCCCUCUGAGGAGCCCUACUCUGAGGCCUCUCUCACUUUGGGGCUGCAGCCAGCCCUUCCCGAGGAGCAGAGGGGCACCAGGCGGCUGGUGAUGAAGAGGAAGGUGCUGAGGCACAGACCUGAUGGAGGAGUGGAGGUUUCUGAUGAGUCAGAGAACGACCUUGAGGUGUGGAGUCUGAGGGAGAAAAUGCUUCAGCCCAGGGCUGAUGACAGCAUCUCUGAGGGAAAGAUGGAGACCAGCAGCUUCAGCUUCCCCCACGAGUCUGCCGGGGACAGUCCCCUCUUUAUCCUCAGGGAUUUAAGGAGACUGAGCUCUCGCACUUCUCAGUCCAGCACAGUACCCAAAUCCUUCAUCCCCCCUCGGCUGGAACCGUUGGGACAUCACCGAGUCAAGACCGACUGCGUGACCAAGUACAUGGAGUACAAACGGGAGUGGGAGAAGUUCGGGAUCCCGGGGGAGGACCCGCGGGUGGAGCUGCGCAGGGGCAUCCGGGAGCAGAUGCGCUGCGCGCCCGAGCUGCCUGCCAAGCCGCAGCGCCCCUACGUGCCCAACACCUACAUCGUCCCCACCGACAAGAAGCGAGCGGCGCUGCGCUGGGAGGUGCGCUGGGACCUGGCCAACGGCCUCCUGCCGCGCAGAGCCACCUCAUGGCCACUGUUCCCCAGCACCCUGCAGACCAUCUUCCGCCCUAUGGGAAGGGCCCUGUCGCCGCUAGCACCUUAA